Messenger RNA from Eruca vesicaria subsp. sativa (arugula), 1581 nucleotides. NCBI's taxonomy places the organism in Eukaryota, Viridiplantae, Streptophyta, Magnoliopsida, Brassicales, Brassicaceae. The record is from the annotation of a GenBank genome assembly.
UCGAAGAAGACCAGAAAAGCUGAUUGACUGGUAGCUCAAGAAAGAAAGAAGAGAGAAAGUAAACAGAGUAAGAGGAGAGAUAGAGAAAGAAGAAGUUUGUGUCUUUUCAAGAUGCCGGUUGAAUUAGAUGACUCCUCUACUGUUUCCGGCGACGCAAGCGUGUCGUCUUCCACCGGAAACCAAAACCAAAACCCAACUCCACAAUCCGUCGUGAAGAAGAAACGGAACCUCCCAGGAAUGCCUGAUCCAGACGCAGAGGUGAUAGCUUUAUCACCCAAAACUCUAAUGGCAACAAACAGAUUCGUCUGCGAAAUCUGCAGCAAAGGGUUUCAACGAGACCAGAAUCUUCAGCUCCACCGUCGCGGUCACAACCUUCCGUGGAAGCUCCGACAGAGAACGAGCAAAGAAGUGAGGAAGAAAGUGUACGUUUGUCCUGUGUCGGGGUGUGUUCAUCACGACCCGUCACGUGCUCUUGGAGAUUUAACUGGGAUCAAGAAACACUUUUGUCGGAAACACGGGGAGAAGAGAUAUAAGUGCGAGAAAUGCUCAAAGAGUUAUGCUGUUCAAUCUGAUUGGAAAGCUCAUUCCAAGAUUUGUGGUACUAAGGAGUAUAGAUGCGAUUGUGGAAUUCUCUUUUCUAGGAGGGAUAGCUUUAUAACGCAUAGAGCUUUCUGUGAUGUGUUGGCUGAAGAGAGUGCCAAGAAGAAUCAUACUCAAAGUAAGAGACUUUAUACUGAAACAGUCAUAAGUAAGAAUGUCUCAGAAUCUGAGCAUAAAUCUCCGGCCGACGUUGUUUCUCCUCCUCCUCCUUCUCCGCUGUCUGUAGCACCGGCUGUUUCUGCUGAGACCGAGCCUGAACAUGAGCCCGAGCCUGCCAAUAUCAUAUCCUCCUCGGUUUUGCCGAUUAGAGAUUCUUCAGAUGAUACAGAAAACAACACUCUUGAAGUCAUUAUGGAAGAAGAAGCUCCGAGAACGAUCGGUUUGAAUGGGAGCAAUGAUGACAGUAACAACAACAAGACCGUGUACGCAGGCUUGUUUGCAUCAUCAUCCACAGCUUCACCUAGUUUAUAUGCUGCUUCCUCAACUCAUUCCCCAAGUCUAUUCCCACCAUCUUCCUCCAUGGAACCCAUAUCUCUCUGUCUCUCGACGACGAGUCCUUGUUUAUUUGGAGCAACCUUACAAGAUCCACCACCACAUUUCCUAACCCCUCCACCUCAACCAGCUAUCUCAGCAACCGCAUUGCUUCAAAAAGCUGCCCAGAUGGGUUCCACUAGUUCAGGAGGUUCGUUGCUUCGCGGGUUAGGCAUAGUGUCAACUACUUCUUCACCUAUGGAACUCAGCAGCCACGAUGCUGGGUUUGGUCUUGGCCUGGGACUACCUUGUAGUAGCGGAACGGGUCUGAAAGAGCUAAUGAUGGGGAACUCUUCAGUGUUUGAUCCGAAGCAGACAACACUUGACUUUCUCGGAUUGGGAAGAGCUGUUGGUAAUAAUAAUCCUGGUGGUGGGUUGUCUUCUGCUCUGUGGGGAGCUGGAAUGGAUGUGUUUGGAAGUGGCAAAGACAUUGGUAGAAGAAGCUCGUAA